UUUCAUUCUCUUUGGAAUAAUGAGUUGCGUUAAUUGCUCAUGUCUCCGUGACUAAUUUACUCUAAGUCUGUGAGAUCUAAUAAACACAGUGUUAAUAGUGGUUUGGCUGCUUUGGUUCCUUUAAAUCUUACAACUAACACAGUAAAAUGAUCUGUCCCGGGUUGUAGUUCCAGGGUUUGGAUAUGGAAGCGGCAGCAGAGACUCGACCUGAAGGGAUAGCUCAGAUAUGUGUUUGUGUGAAAUAACUCUGGUGUCAGUAUUUACCUGCAGUCAGGUUUUGUUCCAUAGAAUCAGGAAGAAAUAGGGAGUCAAGCUCGCAAGAAGAGAUGCAGUUCAAUCUGAAACAAUCAGACAUCAAACAUUUUAUAGCCAUUCAAGUUAACAUUCUGAUGUGGUUUUUUACGCCCUAUAACGUAAGAUAGUUAUUCUGUAUUAUAUUUGGGCUUUUCAGAAACAUUUGGACUGUCUUGUGUAAAUAUCCAUCUGAUGCAAAUGGGUCAAAAUGUAAACAUUUACGUAAAGGGUCUUGGGUGGAUUUUUUGGAUUUCCUAACAGGGAGCAUAAUUUUUUUCCUUUCACUUCCUCACCAAGAAAAAAGCCAUGAAAACAUUCCACUUUUGCAUUUUUUGAUUUGGGACAAUAAAGGCUUUAGUUUAAUGAAAUCAAUAAUAAUAACAAUGUAAUAGUUGUAAUAAUAUUAAUGUAAUAAUGAUGUAAUGUCAUAAUGUUACUCCUUUUCUUCAAACAACUCAAUCAUAUUUUUAAAAUUAUUCUGUUUCUUGUUAAGUUCAUUUGCUGAUUCAGUGAGUUAUAGGGACUUUAGAUAUGCUCUACCAAUCAGUUGACCAGGCAGGCAAAGGGCUACGGAUUGAUAAGCUAAUGGCUAGUCUUAAAUCAACCAGAAACAAAGCAAUUUGCUGCAGUCUAAAGAUGGAUCCAGUCUUUAAAAUUGUACGAGUUGGUAUUAUUUUAUUUAUCAGGUUUUUUGUGACGUUACUUCAUCUGAACUAUGUAACCCUCCCACUGUCUUCAUGGGUCCACUUGGCAGGGGUGAGGAGUGAGCACCACCUCACACCUGCCAAUGGACCUCAAGGGAUAAACCAUCACUCCUGCUCAAUGAUCAACUUUCCUCACUGGGUCACCCAUAAAGACAAUGGGAGGGUUAAAAAAAUCUGCUGAAAUGGACCCUUCGAUGCACCGGAUGUGCUAUAAUUAGCUCCAGCUAUAGUGAAAUGUAACUUUUAAAACAGCCUUAAGAAUUGUGUUAUGGGGCAUUUAUGACUGUAAAAGUUUAUUAAUGAUCUUUAAAGAAGAGCUGCCAAAGAUUGGAGAUGAUUGGAGAUCCAGAUGUUUCUGGAUUGCAGCAAUUGACUCUUUGCACGUGACGUCACGCUGCUCAUAGGACCCCGCCCCCUUUGCCAUGUUGAGCAGCUGAGAAACUGUUUAUGCAUGUUGAAGCUCCAGUGAAACUAGUCAAAGCAAGCCAGUUUGUAGCCUUUUAUUCUUUAAUUAAGUUGAUUUCACAAUUAAAUUAUAUUAGUUUGCUCUACUAACAGACACAUGUGUAAACUCAACUUUUCUUUUUAUCAUCUUAGUAAAUAGUCUGGUCUCUUCUCCCUUGGACUAAUGUCAUUUCCUCCUCUUUGGUCUGCCAGAAGUCUUUGCACAAAUGUCAAUUGGUUCAAAACUCUGCAGCUCGUAUCAUUACCAGAACACCCACGUGAUCAGGUGACAUAUAGUGCUCAGCGUAAAUGAGUACAACCCCUUUAGAAAGUACAAAUUUAAUCAGUAGCUCAAUGAACAAGCCUGGGUUUUAUUGAACACUUGUUUAACUCCAUAACAUGACAUUAAGGUUAAUAAUAUAACUUAGAUCACACAUUUUUCAGUUUUACUAAAAUCGGUCGAAGCAAAAAUGUAUACACCCCACAACUAAAACUACUACAUCUAGUAUUUUGUAUGAUCACCGUGAAUUUCAAGGACAGCACCAAACCUUCUAGACAUGGAAUGAUUUAAAAAGUAAUGUUAGUCAUUUUAAAUGGUUGAUAUCCGCUAUUUCCCACCAAUUCUGAUUUCCUGAAGAUCACAUGAUCAGAACACCUGUAGUUUGUACCUUUAUAUAAGUUUUUAUUUUUGUUGAUUUCCCAGUAAAAUGGUCACAGUUUGCUGUGAGGUUGGCUGCACUAACAGAUGAGGGUGUAAACUCAACUUGUCUUUAUAUCAUCUUAGUAAAUAGUCUUGUCACUUCUCACUUGGAUUACUGUAAUACUACUGAACUACUUGGAUUACUGGUGUAGUGUAAUGAUUUAUGGCUCUUUUAUUAAAGAGGAACCAUUCUACAGAAUAAUCUGGAAUAUUAAUUUUUACAAAUUAAUAACGAAAUGUUAUAGAGAUAAGAAGACUCAAAGGUUGUUUUCAUCGAUAAACUGACGAUCAUAUCCGCGUGUCUGUGUUUCAGUUCAAUGAAAAGACAAGUUUGAAAUUUAAGAGUUUUAAUUAAUCCUCACGCUACACUGGUCUGCCACAGAAGUCUUUGCAUAAACGUCAUUUGGUUCAAAAUUGCAGCUUGUAUCACUACCGGAAAACCCACGCGAUCAAGUGGUGUAUGUGCAAAGGGUCAAUACACUGUGGUUUUGUCUCUACCUAGACUAGCAGUUAGCUUAUCAGUCUUGAAGAGCACAAACAAUUCCUCUGAGCAGGAGAUGAGCAGGAAGAUUCCUCAUGAAUUACAAUUUCCCUGCAAUUCUCCCCUGAGAUUGCUUUGAUUGCUGCCUAAUGCAGGUAACACACUGACUACUCAUAAGUAUUCCGCAUAGACUCCAAACGCAUCUAUUAUUCAUUUAAGGCUAAGGCAGAUCUAGGGGUUAAAGCUGGAAGAGGUCUCUCAUUGUGGUACAGUGUGUUGAUAAAAACGAAAUAGCUCCCUGUCUUGUCAUAAUGAGAUCUGGCUCAGGCUAGAUGAUGUCAUGUUGGGGUUUAAGGCUCAUGUUCGCAUUUUGAAAAGCCUGUGUUGUUUGAAAGAGGGGUGGAUUCCUUGGACAGCUGUUGUGCCUAUUUUCUGUGGUCUCUCCUUUUCUCUCGCUUGAUGAGUUUUUUAGUGUUCUAUUAUCCCUACCGUAAUGAAACUACUUGAUAAAAGCUCCCUGCCUUUAGGUUUUAGAUAAACAUUCUGUAUCCAGCUCAGAUUAUCGCUAACCUCCUCGCUCUCAAGAGAUGAAAAGAUCAGCCCAUCACACCUCCAGGUUUCACUAAAGAGCUGGUCAGGUGCUCCUAUUGGUUCUGUGAAGAAAUGUGACUUGAUACAAUUGGCUGAGACGCAUUAAAGGGGACAUUUAAAAUUUUGAUUUCUUAAGUUAUAGUAGUUUUAUGGUCGAUACAAAUCAUGUUUAUGAAGUUUUUUGCUCUAAAUCCCUCUGACAUAAACCGAUUUCAGCAGUUUCAGUAUUUGCACAAUGAGCCAUUUCAGGGCUCUGUCACUUUAAGAAAACAAGCUGGGACUAGGCACGCCCACCCAUCCUCUGCUCAAGCUGCUAUAAGCUGAGAAGCUCCACUAUCCAGAAGGUGCUUGGAGUAGAGCUGCUGCUCCUCCAGCAGCAGCGUUGUGACAUCACAAAUAGGGACUUAGGAAAUGGUGUGUUUUAGGCACAUGAUUCCUGAAACCAAACACUGAGAGAAAAUGGAUAGACAGACCUUUUUUUUUUUACAUUUUGAGUGUUUAUAAAGGCAUCAGAGGCACGCAUGGCAGCACAAAAGGAUGUAUAAGGUGAGUUUUGCAGUGGAUACAAACUGUUAUGUAACUAUUCAGGCAGGUAUAUUUAGACACUGUUUUCAGCCUACAUGUUCAGCUCAUGUCCUCACAGUGUGUGACCACAGCUGUCACUGUGUGAUCCCUGACGGAGUCAUUCACAUAAUGCUUCUAACAUGAUGCUUGUCAUAUUUCCCCGCGUCGGAGACAUCUUUACUCCAAAAUGAAUGAGAAACAUCAGCGUUUAAAAAGCUUUACACGUUACUUCCGCUCCAGAGUCUACUUAAAACACACUUUGGCAAUAAGUCUAAGAAUAUCACUUCCUUAAACCAUGAUGAUGUCUAUUUUAGGUCUGGCUUCAGUCCACUCUCAGCACACUUGAGGUCAGGCAACAGUCAUGUCCGUGAGCAGCUGUGAAGACAUUCAUGCUGUCUGACGUUGGGAGGAAAACCGAUCUGCCCGAGCUUGAAACAAAACCACAAUACACACAUAAUAUAGUGUUCAGCUGUGAGGGCGAGUGAAAGAUUGUGACUGAGCGUGUGCAGACAUUGCUAUGUCCUCACAUGGCCAACAGAGGGCUGACAGGGUGAGCUCCUCCAACACCAGAGGGAGUUUAAUCACUAAAGAGCUUCCAAACCACAUAUAAAGGCAUUCGGUCGUAAUGUCAAUCCGAAUCCAAAUCAUGAUCUAGUUGUGCAGUUUUAAUAUCAGAUUCCCUUCCUUCUUUGUUGGGAAGGAAGGAAUGGUGAGAGCAUGAAGGGAAAAGCUGUUGCUGGUGAGUCAAUAGGAAGUGCUUGACUCUGAGACAGGAAGGGCUAAGUAGGUUAGUCCGGCUGAAGGAAUGCCUUAUCCUGUUAAGCCUAGAGUAAAUGAUGCCUUCAUUCAUUCAGCUGGAGCCACUGAGUUUCACAGCAACACAACUGGGAUGUAUUUAAUAGAUUUGAACAGUCCUACAGACUCAAGAAUGUAUAAGAGUUAAAAUCUCAACACUGUUCUGUUGAUCAAAUCAGAGCUUCAUAAUGGUGUUACUCACCUGUGUGAGUACAGCACUUCUCCUGGCUGUUUGAGGAACCUUAAUCUGAUUACCUGAAGGAUAUUUACGGCUCUAAGUCUGAAAUGAUCAAGGCCUGUCGCUGUUGUUGCACCCAGAGCGACAUGACGAAAGGUUGGGGAGGGUUCAGGAGGGUUAAAGGGCAAUCUUUUGUCAUGCUUAUGGGUAUUUGAUAGACAUGCGCCCCAAAAAAUCAAACGGUGUUUGAAUUGGUUGACAUUUGGCAAGAUCAGCUCAACCAGUGAUUAAAAAAUAUGGAAUUUAGAUCUUAAAGAGCAAGUCACCCCCAAAUCACAUUUUUUUUGCUGAUAAACUAUAUAAAGGAGUGUCUAAUCAUGCUACAGACAUGUGUAGUCAAUAAUUUGGUACUUCAGUGCAUCUUGGUUAAAAUUCAAAUAUUCUGCCUAAAACUGUCAGUGUUGCGCCGUCGUCAGGGAAAAAUUCUGCACUGUAUUUGAAUUUAAAUCUGCCACCGCUAUUGGCUAAGAGGUAUGCUAUGAUGUCAUCUGAUAUAUUCUGAUGUCAUAAUGCCAUUGUGAGCCUGUGUGUGUGUGUAUUUGUUAGCGGCUCCGCCCUCUUGGUCUGCCAAGCAACAGCAUUUGUUGCAUUUUUCAAACAUGAAGUGGGAAUGAAGUAAGUUUAUUGUAGGGGGUGACUUGCUCUUUAAGGAAAAUCGAUAAACCAGAAUCAGCAUCUCUCAUUUCUGACUGCUAAUUUUUGCUCCUUUAUGUUAAAAGUAUGGAGGAUUGCAUUCGUCUGGCCAGAUGCACAAAUCUAUCAUCGCUCCAACGAGAUGGACUUUGCGCCUCUGUUGCUAAUAGCCAAAUCUUCCCACAGACAUCGUCCUGAUCCUCCCACACGUCAUCUGCUGCAUCUCUGGGCUGCUUUCCACCCUCCAACUCAUCCACAAGCAGCUCACAGCAAAACAAACACUGCACUUGUUUUCAAUUUGACUCGUUUAGGUUUACAUGAGAAAAAAAAACUAAAGAAAACAGGAACAACUCUUCAUGCUUUCUGCAGGAUUACUUUGUCUUGUGCUUGUGUUUGCAAAAACAUGCCCUGGACACUCCAUUAUGAGUUUUCCAGAGAGGACUUCCAGGAGCCAAGGUCUCAGCUGACCCCUGUUUUUAUUCCCACAUCUAAUUCUAGAAGGACUGCUCAGUGUUUUCUUUUCUGUCUGCACACAAAUCACUCUCAUACAUCACCAGCUGACGAAGCGAUGCGCUCAACUGCACAUCAGCUUCCCUCUGCACCCGAGUCGUGCAAAAAAGAGGCAUGUUAAGCAAAAGCGCUGAAUUGGACUCAUAAAGACUGUUGUUUGGCUAUUGGUUAUGUGUUACAAUGUCCUCAGAUUAAAAGGUGUAAAUGCAAUCUUUUUUUAAUUAAAGAUGAAAAUUGGAUGUGAGCAUCUGUCAUACCAAGUUUUGCAGAUCGGUGCAGCAUUUCUACAGAUGAAUGAUCACAAAAGUUAAUCACUGAGUUUUGCAUUUACUGUCUUUUCUGCAGAUAUUCACUCACCUUUCCAGCUGAAUGAACUAAUAAAACAAGGAUAAGAUUUCUUACAAACAGCUUGUGGAAAUAGUUGACUCACACAUGGGAAAAUCUUUGUGUCACUUUGUCACCAGAAAGGAAACACUGAAGUGUGUUUUUGACUGAUUCUCAUGACCUCCGAGCUGAUUGAGCCUGAAACUGGGAUCAUGCUCCUUAAGGAUCCCUUCUGGACACUUUCUGUGACAUUUCAUUCUGCUGUGUUUGCGCGCAGCUACACGCGGAUUAGGCACGCGCGCUGUGAAGCGCACGCACACACCCGCCUCCUCAGAAACGGCUCUUGGUUGGUCCAUCAGUCGGUCAGUCUUUAUCCCUCCUCGUGCUGGAGGUGGCGGCGCGUCUUCAGUCUGGACCGAAACAAACGGCUCUAGACGGAGAGGUUCGAAUGCGUGAACGUUUCCAAACCAGAGAGUGAAGCCCGUGGUCUCUCUCUCUCUCUCUCUCUCUCUCUCUCUCUCUCUCUCUCUCUCUCUCUCUCUCUCUCUCUCUCUCUCUCUCUCUCUCUCUCUCUCUCUCUCUCUCGCUCUCUCUCUCGCUCUCGCUCUCGCUCUCGCUCUCGCUCUCGCUCUCUCUCGGGGCCAUCAGACGUUUAAUGCCGUCGGAGUUUGUCUGUUUUACGCCUGUAAAGAAAUAAACGGAGAUGCCUCGAGGGGAGAAGCUGAGUUGUGGUCUUUGACGUGUCCGGGACCCUGAGCGGACAGCGCGGUUGCGUAACGCGCCUGCGGGUCUUUUUUAUUUAUUUUUUGGAGAGUUUUGGAAGCGAGAACGUAAAGGAUGAGCAACUCCAGGAAUCUGAGGGACAGCGACAUUCAGAAGAAGAUCGAUCAUGAGAUCCGGAUGCGGGAUGGAGCCUGCAAACUGCUGGCAGCCUGUUCACAGAGAGACCAGGCUCUGGAGGCAGCGAAAAGCCUGCAGACAUGCAGCACUCGUAUCAUGACCUACAUGUCAGAGCUGCAAAGGAUGAAGGAAGCUCAGGUCAUGCAGAACGUCCCACGUAGAUCGUCAGACGCAGGGCCGUUGGAUGAAAGGAUGCCGUGCAAAGGGAAGGUGGCCAUCUCAGAUCUUCGGAUCCCUCUCAUGUGGAAAGACACAGAGUACUUCAAGAACAAAGGAGAACUUCACCGGUGUGCCGUGUUCUGCCUGCUGCAGCUCGGAGGAGAGAUCUUUGACACAGACAUGGUGAUAGUGGACCGAACACUCACCGAUAUUUGCUUUGACAACACCAUCGUAUUUAACGAAGCUAGUCCGGGCUUUGAGCUCCGUGUAGAGCUGUUUAGCUGCUGCUCGGAGGACGACUACUCGGCCGGAAGCACACCAAGAAAACUAGCCAGCAAGCUGAGCUCCUCGCUGGGGCGAUCAGCUGGGAAGAAGCUCAGGGCAGCCAUGGAUCCUGGACAGUGUAGUCUUGUUAGCAACGGCGGGGCGGCCCCUUUUCUCCUGCCUGUACCCGCUGUACCGGGUCCUAAGUAUCACCUGUUAGCUCAUACCACCCUGUCCCUUUCACACGCCCAGGACAACUUCCGCACGCACGACCUCACCAUUUCAGGCAACGAAGAGUGCUCCUACUGGCUGCCGCUCUACGGCAGUGUGUGCUGUCGCCUGGUCGCUCAGCCUCGCUGUAUGACCCAACAGAUGAUGAGCGGAUGUUUGAAAGUUAAGCAAUGUGGAGGUGACCCUCAGAGUUGGACAAAGGUGUACGCCGUGCUAAAAGGAACAAGCCUUUUCUGCUACCAGCAGCAAGAGGAUGUGGAGGCGAAUGUAGAGCCGGCUUUUACCAUUGGCAUCAACAAAGAGACCAGAAUACGUGCGUCGGAGAAAGACCCUCACAGUAAAGCGCAGAAUAUCUGCGUCAGUAACCAGUUCGGAGGGGAGGAGGUCACACACACGCUGACUACAGAGAGCCGAGAGGACACACACCGCUGGAUGGAGGCCUUUUGGCAGCAUUUCUAUGAUAUGAGUCAGUGGAAGCAGUGCUGUGACGACCUGAUGAAGAUAGAACUUCCGUCACCGCGGAAACCAGCUCCCAUCACACCCAAACAGGGGUCUCUUUACCAUGAAAUGGUUAUUGAGUCAUCCAAUGACCUGAGCAGCACCGUGUCAGACAUCUUGGCCCGGAGGAUGCAGGAGCUGGAGCUCCGCAGCCAGCUGGGCACAUCUCUCACCUGGAUGUCUGUGUUUGAGGAGAACAAUACAAAACCCGCCGGUUUCCCUCGUCACUGUACUUCUUGUCUGUCCGGCCACAGCCCCUGCACACCUCACCGCCUUCCCCGAAGCCCCGCGAGCCCCCAGCGCUGCCCUCGGCUGGGCCUGCUGUCCUCAGAUGCGAGUCUGACCUCGGACAGCGACAGCCACUGCAGUACCAGCCCCUGCUGUCACCGCCAUGGCUGGCCGGAGCCUUCGUCAAACCUGUCUCUACUGUCAUCUUCCCCCUUCGGUCUGAGGCCGCGCACUCUUUCGUUGGACGCAAAGCUCAGCACCCUUCGAGGAAGGGGGUAUGGAGGAGGGACUUUCCAGUGCCCCUGCCAGCCUCCUUCCUCCUCGCUGCUCACUCCCCUCCCCAUCAUGUCCCGUUCGCCGUGCUCGCAGCGCAGCACGCAGACCACGCUCUCCUGCUCCAGCUCCACCUCCAGCAACAGCUCCAGUAACAGCGAGGGCAGCCACAGCCCCGAGUCCUCACAGGGAGUCCUCUUCUCAAGACCUUCCCCAGCCCGACGCAGCCUAAGGAACCUCAGAGCCAGGCUUGAUCCUCGCAACUGGCUCCAAAGCCAGGUGUGAACUCGUCUCUCGACUGGCAUUUGCUCAGAGGUGAUUGUGAAACAGUGACUUAACAUGAGCUAAUUCUUCACCCCAUCCCUAAGGAGAACACCUUUUGGCAGGCUCUUUAACUCAGGAUGGACUAGAGAAGACCCUCCGGGAUCCAACUGGAACAUAGAAGAUGGUGACAAUCACUGCAGGAAGGGGUGGGGUUCCACAGAUUUCAGAAAGGACGGUCUUGCUUUUUUGGGGAGAUAAGAGCUGAUGCUAUUACCAUACAUUAACUCUGUUUUACUGUUCUAAUUAAGCCUUACUCAAACGGUUCAUCGCAGUGCACCAGCUGUAGUUUGACUGUAUGUGUUGAAGGAAAGGUGGAUGUUUGCGGCUCGUACCGACCUCAUUACUUACACACCAGAUCAUGGGUGAAUCUCCUAAAACUACUAUGCAGUUUUGUUUUAUGCAUGAAUUUGACUUACACACUGAGUUAAUUUUAAAAACUUGGCCUACUGCAAGUGCACACAGAAACACUGCACAUGUUCUGACUGUGAUCCAUUAGGGGGACAAAGCUCUGCUCUGGACUUCUGCAUCACUGACAGGCCGCCAUCAAAGACGAGUAACAGAUCCUGUUAAACUUCUGAAGUUCUCGUGAAAACCCGAGCCAUACCUACAAGUUUGCCACUAUGCAGUGCUUCAAGAAAAAAGAAUAAAACAUUAUACAAGGCAUACAGAAAUAACUUUUUGUAGUUUUAAUUUGAAAAUCUCUACCAGAGUAAUGCAUUGUGUCAAAAACAAAAUAAGCAUAAUCGACCAGUGUUGAAGCUAAAAAGCCAUCGUUCCUCCUGCCGCUCCCGUUUAUCCUCGUGGACUUUGAAAGCCGUCCUGGAACCAAGAACUCCAGUUACUACGAUUUGUCAAAUGCUCAAAGGCAGCAUUUAUUACUGUAAAUUAUUUUUUUAAUAAGUUAACAAACAAACCUCUCUUUUGUCUUUGUUAUAAAGCAAUUUUAUAAAUGCAGGUGUAUAGAUGUGUGAUUAUUGUUUUAUUAACAGAUCAUUUGCAGUUCUCUAACUGUUAGGAGUAAAUAACACUGUAAUAAGCCUCGGGUUUGCAGGCGUCAUGUUCUGCAUGUACACACCCUAAAAGCGGAAGUGAAGAUGAUGACAUUUCAUGUUUAAAUAAUAUAAUAUUAAAUAUAAUAAAUGAUUUACCAGUUUA
This is a messenger RNA of Nothobranchius furzeri (turquoise killifish), 10310 nucleotides long. It is a transcript of the gene rtkna, whose product is annotated as rhotekin a. The record is from RefSeq and is a predicted model, not a curated record. Gene Ontology annotation, biological process: mitotic cytokinesis; signal transduction; actomyosin contractile ring assembly. Gene Ontology annotation, cellular component: actomyosin contractile ring. NCBI's taxonomy places the organism in Eukaryota, Metazoa, Chordata, Actinopteri, Cyprinodontiformes, Nothobranchiidae.